This is a messenger RNA of Sorex fumeus (smoky shrew), 1025 nucleotides long. It is a transcript of the gene CD48, whose product is annotated as CD48 molecule. Lineage: Eukaryota; Metazoa; Chordata; Mammalia; Eulipotyphla; Soricidae. The transcript has 4 exons. The record is from RefSeq and is a predicted model, not a curated record. Bases 171 to 878 code for a protein of 235 amino acids.
CCACCUGGAAUCGACGCCCAGUUCCCCACUGCGGUUCUGUUUGAGCUGCACCCUGCAGCCCCCUGGGGAGAACUUCCUUCCGCCUCCACCGAGCCCCACCCCUCCCCCAGCCUCUUCCGGCCAGGGCCCCGUUCGAGCCCCGAGGCCUAGUGCUGGACAGACCUGUUAGGAUGCUUGCCCCCUGCCAGGACCACCUGGCCCUGGGCUAUCUGCUGCUCUCCAGCUGGUUCCUGGAAGCCCGAGGUCAGCAACCCGUGGAGACGGUCACGGCGCUGACCGGCAGCCAGGCUCGCCUGUCGGUCCCCAACCUGCCCGACGAGUACCAGGAGCUCUCCUGGCUCUACGGGUCCAAGAGGAAGAUCGUACUCCACAGCCCCCAGGGCACCACGUACUUCAGAGUGGGGCUGGGGGAACGGGUCUGCCUGGACGAAACCAAGGCCCUGCACAUCUGGAACCUGCAGAAGAGUGACAGUGGCGACUACAUCCUGCAGCUGCUGAAUACAAAAGGCAUCAAUGAGGAGAUGAGGCUCAGGCUGACAGUGCUCGACCCCGUGUCCACGCCCGUCAUCACGGUCCAGGACCUGCGGCCCCAGGGUGCUGGCUGCUUCCUGACUCUGUCCUGCUUCGUCCCCACACACCCCUCGGUCACCAUCACCUGGUCUGGGCCCAACGUGAGCCAGACGAAGUCCCAGAUCCUCAAGGUGCCCGCCCACACGAUGCCCGCCUCCUACACGUGCAAGGCCAACGACACCCUGAGCAGUAGCCAGAGCACCGUGACCUUCGCCGGCUGUCUCACAGGCCAGUCCCCGGGAGAGCUGGGCCUGGCCUCCUGGCUGCUGCUGCUGGUGCCCUUGGCUCUCCAGGCCCUGCUGACCUGACCCAGCCCUGCCCACAUCUGGGUUGCAGCCAGAGGGCGUGUCUCCAAAGGUGGUGCCAGCCACGCAGCCAACCUGGAUCCUUCUCCAGCACCACACGGGUCCCCACGGCGACCACCAAGGACUCAAGCAACACCGGAUGUGGCCCCU